AUGCUGCUGCUGCUCCUCUUCUCCGCCUCACGCGCCGCAGCCGCAGCCGCAGCCGCAGCGAAGCCUCGCUCCCCUGAACCCCUCGCCGCCGCCGCCGCCGCCUCCUUCUUGCUACGCCGCCACCUCGCCGCAGGCAUGGCGGCCGCACCGGCCUCGGCCUCCGCGGCGGCGGCAGCGGGGAACCGCGAGGCGUUCCGCGUGGCGGUGACCAACACGCUGGAGAGGCGGCUCUUCUACGUCCCGUCCUUCAAGAUCUACGGCGGCGUCGCGGGUCUCUACGACUACGGGCCCCCCGGGUGCGCCGUCAAGGCCAACGUCCUCGCCUUCUGGCGCCAGCAUUUCGUAUUGGAGGAGGGGAUGCUAGAGGUGGACUGUCCAUGUGUAACACCUGAAGUUGUCUUGAAGGCCUCUGGCCAUGUCGACAAAUUUACAGAUCUAAUGGUUAAAGAUGAAAAGACAGGCACCUGCUAUCGUGCUGAUCAUUUACUCAAGGACUUCUGCAAGGAUAAGCUUGAGAAGGACAACACAUUGUCACCAGAGAAGGCAGCAGAAUUCAACCAUGUUCUCGCUGUCUUGGAUGAUCUGUCUGCAGAGCAGUUGGGUGCUAAGAUCAAGGAGUAUGGCAUUGUUGCUCCAGACACCAAGAACCCAUUGUCAGACCCAUACCCCUUCAAUCUCAUGUUUCAAACUUUAAUUGGACCAUCAGGCUUGAGCCCAGGGUAUAUGAGGCCAGAGACAGCACAAGGUAUCUUUGUGAACUUCAAAGACUUGUAUUACUACAACGGCAACAAGCUACCCUUUGCCGCAGCACAGAUUGGUCAGGCCUUCAGAAAUGAGAUAUCUCCUCGCCAAGGUCUUCUGCGAGUCCGAGAGUUUACUUUAGCAGAGAUUGAGCACUUUGUAGACCCAGAGGACAAAUCCCACCCAAAGUUUCGUGAUGUUUCUGAUCUAGAGUUCUUGAUGUUUCCAAGAGAACAACAACUGACAGGAAAAUCAGCCAUGAAACUUAACAUUGGACAGGCUGUAUCUGAGGGAACUGUUAACAAUGAAACCCUUGGCUACUUUAUUGGAAGGGUGUAUCUCUUCUUGACACAGCUUGGAAUUGACAAAGAUCGUUUACGGUUCCGACAGCACCUGCCAAAUGAAAUGGCUCACUAUGCUGCUGAUUGCUGGGAUGCAGAGAUUGAAUGCUCAUUUGGGUGGAUUGAGUGUGUUGGAAUUGCUGAUAGAUCUGCAUAUGAUUUGCGUGCUCACUCGGAUAAAAGUGGUGUUGCACUUGAAGCACAUGAAAAGUUUGCAGAACCCAGAGAAGUGGAGAAGCUAGUUAUAACCCCAUCAAAGAAGGAACUAGGUCUUGCAUUUAAAGGAAAUCAAAGGAUGGUUCUUGAAGCACUGGAGGCAAUGAGCGAGAGUGAAGCUUUGGAUAUGAAAUCAGCUUUAGAGUCUAAAGGGGAGGUGGAAUUUAAGGUGUGUACUCUUGGGAAAGAUGUCACCAUAAAGAACAACAUGGUUUCAAUUAACAUGGAGAAGAAAAAGGAACAUCAAAGGAAAUUUACUCCUUCUGUCAUAGAGCCAUCCUUUGGCAUAGGGAGAAUUAUUUACUGUUUGUUCGAACAUUGCUUCUACCAAAGACCUGGGAAGGCGGAGGAUGAGCAGUUGAAUGUAUUUGGUUUCCCCCCUCUUGUUGCUCCCAUCAAGUGCACUGUCUUUCCACUGGUGAAGAUUGAAAAGUUUGAAGUUGUUGCCAAGAAAAUUUCGAAAGCAUUGACGACAGCUGGGAUCUCUCACAUUAUCGAUAUGACAGGUAACACGAUUGGUAAGCGUUAUGCGAGGACAGAUGAAAUCGGUGUCCCCCUGGCAAUCACGGUCGACAACACGACGAGCGUGACCGUCCGUGACCGGGACAGCAAGGAUCAGAUCCGCGUCGAGGUCGACGAGGUGGCCUCAGUGGUGAAGGAAGUAACAGACGGGCAGAGCACCUGGGCAGACAUCAUGUGGAGGUACCCGGCCCACACCGCCUCGGCUGCUGAUGAGGAAGCAUCAUAAACCUGAAGGUGAAGAAGAGGGGGGCCAAGCAGUGCAACAGCCCUGGGAUUAACUUGGCUGCUGCCAUCCUGCUUUUCUGAUACGUGUUUUUAACAGCUUGGUAAUGCAGCACUGAGCGUUGUUCUGUAAUCUCGAUGAAUUCUUUACAUAUUUGCAGAUGAUCUCCUGUUUUUUGUUGAUAUCUGGAGUGGCCUACCACUGAUUAGUUCCGUGUAAUUCGCUUUUGCUCGUGAAUGUGUCUGUAUCCUGUGAAUGUGUGAUCAAUGGUCUUUACAUUGUCA
Messenger RNA from Oryza brachyantha (malo sina), 2327 nucleotides. Its product is annotated as glycine--tRNA ligase, mitochondrial 1-like. Lineage: Eukaryota; Viridiplantae; Streptophyta; Magnoliopsida; Poales; Poaceae. The record is from RefSeq and is a predicted model, not a curated record. Gene Ontology annotation, biological process: mitochondrial glycyl-tRNA aminoacylation. Gene Ontology annotation, molecular function: glycine-tRNA ligase activity; ATP binding. The coding region runs from base 1 to 2046 and encodes 681 amino acids. Gene Ontology annotation, cellular component: mitochondrion; cytoplasm. The transcript has 9 exons.